This is a messenger RNA of Caenorhabditis sp. 36 PRJEB53466, 1092 nucleotides long. The record is from the annotation of a GenBank genome assembly. NCBI's taxonomy places the organism in Eukaryota, Metazoa, Nematoda, Chromadorea, Rhabditida, Rhabditidae.
AUGUCCAAGGAUAAGUCUUUCGACACCAGAAAGUUCCUGAUCGAUCUCGCCUCCGGAGGUAAGCUUAAAAUAUUUUAUCGCUCGUCGAAAAAUCCUUGAAAUGAAUUUUUCGGGAUUUGCUCCUUUUCCAGGAUCUUAAAAUUUUUUCGGCCUUUAGGUACCGCUGCUGCCGUCUCCAAGACCGCUGUCGCCCCGAUCGAGCGUGUCAAGCUUCUCCUCCAGGUCCAGGAUGCUUCCACGGCCAUCACCGCUGACAAACGUUACAAGGGAAUCAUUGACGUUCUCGUCCGUGUCCCGAAGGAGCAGGGAGUUGCUGCCCUCUGGAGAGGAAACCUCGCCAACGUUAUCCGAUACUUCCCAACCCAGGCUUUGAACUUCGCCUUCAAGGAUACCUACAAGAAGAUCUUCUUGGAGGGACUUGACAAGAAGAAGGACUUCUGGAAGUGAGUUAGAUGGAAAAUAUUCGUUCCUUAAUUCAAUUUUUAGGUUCUUCGCCGGAAACUUGGCCUCUGGAGGAGCUGCCGGAGCCACCUCCCUCUGCUUCGUGUACCCGCUUGACUUUGCCCGUACCCGUCUUGCCGCUGAUGUCGGAAAGGCUGCUGACCGCGAGUUCAAGGGUCUUGCUGACUGCCUCGUCAAAAUCGUCAAGUCUGACGGACCAAUCGGACUCUACAGAGGAUUCUUUGUCUCCGUGCAGGGAAUCAUCAUCUACCGUGCCGCUUACUUCGGAAUGUUCGAUACCGCCAAGCUCGUCUUCGCCGCUGACGGACAGAAGCUCAACUUCUUCGCCGCUUGGGGAAUUGCCCAGGUUGUCACCGUCGGAUCUGGAAUCCUUUCCUACCCAUGGGACACCGUCCGUCGUCGUAUGAUGAUGCAGUCUGGACGCAAGGAUAUCCUCUACAAAAACACCCUCGAUUGCGCCAAAAAGAUCAUCCAGAACGAAGGAGUCUCCGCGAUGUUCAAGGUAAUUUGCAUUGAUACUGGGAUUCAUCAAACAUCGUAUUCUUACAGGGAGCCCUCUCCAACGUCUUCCGUGGAACCGGAGGAGCCCUCGUCUUGGCCAUCUACGACGAAAUCCAGAAGUUCAUCUAA